AUGACUGGUUUAGGUGCAAGGAACUUCAGGAAAAAACUUACUUACAUGAGGAUGCGUUUUAGAAAAAGAAGUGUAGGAAUUUGUGGCUUAAAGAAGAAGGAAAAAACACAAGAUAUUUCCAAGUCUCAGUCAAACAAAGAAGUCAGCUUUCAUUUUAGGUUUUUCCGGCCAUCAGCCGGCAGCCGCCGACAGCGGCUGGCUUUCGGCCACCCCUCGGCCAUAGCCGACAUCCUCACACUCCGCCUUUCGCAUGAAGUGAGUACCUCUAUCUCAGCAGGAAGCAAAACAACAGAUUCUGGCAAGGAGGUUGUGCCCACCGCCUUUCCAGAGACUCAUGCUCUGAACUUCGAUAUCGCGCUGACUUCAGGUGCAGCCUCAGUUUGUGUUCCCGACUUUAGCUCCUUUGCUCCCCGACUGGUUCUGAGUUCGAAGUUUCGGCUCGCUCCCACCGGCGCUCUAGCCGGAGUCCCUUUCCCCGCAGAUGAAAGCACGUCAUGUCUCCCUUCGCUUAAGGUUUUAGGUGUAGCUAUGGAGAUAGAGAUCACAGAUAAAUUGCAACAGUUCGUGUUGUCUGAAAAAGAAGUGGAAGGCAUCACUUUGUCCGAGGACGGUAUAAGGUUGAGUCUCCAAGAGUGUCAAAUAAGCCUAAUUAGAAAAAUAUUCGGAGAAAAGUGGGAAAACUACAUUGGACUCACUACGACACUGAGGAACAUAUGGGCCCUAAAGACAAAGGUUUAUAUCCAAUCCACCUCCAUAGGAGGCCCUAAAGCCAAAGGUGUUCAUCUGGAAGAUCAAAUUCUAACUGAUAAGAUACACCUGGCUACUCGUGAUCCAUCCUUUGCAAAAUCUUCUAAAAAAGAACUUUAG
Messenger RNA from Striga asiatica, 867 nucleotides. The record is from the annotation of a GenBank genome assembly. NCBI's taxonomy places the organism in Eukaryota, Viridiplantae, Streptophyta, Magnoliopsida, Lamiales, Orobanchaceae.